Molecule: messenger RNA, 1080 nt
Organism: Lodderomyces jiufengensis
Lineage: Eukaryota; Fungi; Ascomycota; Pichiomycetes; Serinales; Debaryomycetaceae
Gene: HOM6
Product: homoserine dehydrogenase
Exons: 1
Coding region: 1-1080 (359 amino acids)
Biological process (GO): L-homoserine biosynthetic process; aspartate family amino acid biosynthetic process
Molecular function (GO): NADP binding; aspartate kinase activity; homoserine dehydrogenase activity
Source: RefSeq, a predicted model, not a curated record
AUGGGUAAAUCAGUCAAUUUAGCAAUUAUAGGAUCAGGAGUAGUUGGAUCAGCUUACAUCAAUCAAUUAAUAAAUUCAAAGUCUAAAAUUACAUUUAAUGUAAUUUAUUUUGCAAAAAAUUCAAAAGAUGCAAUUUAUAAUCAAGAUUAUAAACCUAUUAAUUUAUCUAAUUGGAAAUCGCAAUCUUAUAAACCAAUAUUAAAUUUAGAUGAAUUAAUUAAAUAUUUACAUAAUUCUCCAAAACCAACUAUUUUAAUUGAUAAUACAUCAAAUGAAAUCAUUGCUAAUAAUUAUCCAAAUUUUUUAAAAGCAGGAAUAUCUAUUGCAACACCAAAUAAAAAAGCAUUCUCAUCAAGUUUAAAACUUUGGGAUGAAAUUUUUGAAGCUGCUGAACAAGAUGAGAAUGGGUUAGUAUAUCAUGAAUCAUCAGUUGGUGCAGGAUUACCAAUUAUUGGACCAUUAAAAGAUUUGGUAGAAACUGGAGAUAAAGUAGAAACUAUUGAAGGAAUAUUUUCAGGUACUUUAUCAUAUAUUUUUAAUGAAUAUUCAACAACUGAAGAAUCGAAUGUUAAAUUUUCAGACAUUGUUAAAAAAGCUAAAAAAUUAGGAUAUACUGAACCUGAUCCAAGAGAUGAUUUAAAUGGAUUAGAUGUUGCUAGAAAAGUUACUAUAUUAGCUAGAAUUUCAGGUUUUAAAGUUGAAAAUCCAACUAGUUUCCCAGUUGAAAGUUUAAUUCCUAAACAAUUAGAAAAUGUACAAACAUCAGAAGAAUUUUUAGAAAAAUUAUCACAAUAUGAUGAUCAAAUUCAAAAAUUAAAAGAUGAAGCUUUUGCAAAAAAUCAAGUUUUAAGAUUUAUUGGUAAAGUAGAUAAUUUAAAUAAUAAAGUAUCAGUUGAGAUUGGUAAAUAUUCAUUUGAUCAUCCAUUUGCUUCAUUAAAGGGUAGUGAUAAUGUUAUUGCUAUAAAAACUAAUAGAUAUCCUAAUCCUUUAAUUAUACAAGGUGCUGGUGCUGGUUCUGAAGUUACUGCUCAUGGUGUUUUAGCAGAUACUAUUAAAAUAGCAGAAAGAAUUGCCAAAUAG